AUCCCUUCCACAGCCCUGCUGCUGUUUCCACUGUGGCUGUCAACUGGCAAGUCGCCUCAACCAGAGCAAAAACAACACAAACAGCUGAAGCUGUGUCGUAUAGAGGCAAUAAUCGAUGUCGGGGAUCCUUCCAGAGAACCGCGCGGGACUAAAGAGGCUCUGAAGACCGCCCUCUCGACCCUCCUGGGCUGAACUAGAAGCAGCUCUGGAAUGUGUCAGAAGGUCCUCACCCAGCAGCGGACAUCUUUUGUUUCGCAAUCGAGACGCACGACUUAUUCCAACAACAGGUGAAUUUCUAAACAGGAAAAGUGAAAGAAACAAUGACAACGAACGCCACGGUCGCGUCGACGGCCUCCAACUCCACCGCGUGCGUCGACAUCGGGGAGAGCGCCAUCAGCGACUUGCUGAUGUCCGUCUACAUCCUGGCUUUCGUCUCCGGCCUGAUCUUCAACGUGCUGACCCUGGGCCCCAUCUACCAGCAAGUGCGGCGGCAGAACGUCCUGGGCAUCUUCCUGCUCAACCUGUCGCUCUCCGACACGCUCUUCCUCUUCACCAUGCCCCUCUGGAUCAACUACUACCGGCGGGACCACCACUGGGAGCUCGGCGUCGUGUCCUGCAGCGUGGCCGGCUUCUUCUACUACUCCAACAUGUACAUCAGCAUCUACCUGCUGUGCUGCAUCUCCGUGGACCGCUGCCUGGUGGUCACCUACCCGCUGCGCUCCAAGACCCGCCGGACGGCCCGCUGCGCCUGGGCCCAGUGCGCCGCCGUUUACGCGGUCGUGAUCGCGCUGCACAUCGUGGUGCUGGUCAACGACAAUCUCACCGACGCCCUCGACGAGGCGAACGACAACGACCGCUGCUACGAGACUUACCCCAUGGAGACGCCCGUCGCCGGGUUCAACCUGGUGCGGGUGGGCGUCGGCUUCCUGCUCCCCCUGCUGGUGCUGGCGCUGAGCUACUGGAGGGUUCUGGCCACCGUGGGCCAGAGUCCCGGCCUGAGCGCCCCGGCCAAGAGGAAGGUCCGCCUGCUGUCCUUCGGCGUGAUCGGCAUCUUCUCCAUUUGCUUCGCCCCGUAUCACGUCCUGCUGCUCACGCGCUCGCUCGUCUUCUACGACAGCGACGACGCGCGACCGCAAGGAAGCUACUGCCAGUUCGAACAGAAGAUGCACUUUUGGUUCUCGUGCACUCUGGCCCUGUCCAGCCUGAACUGCGUGGUGGACCCCGUGCUGUACGUGUUGGUCAGCAACGGCGUCCAGGAGGAGGUGAAGCUGUUCUGGAGGAGGCAACGGAGGACAAAGACGGCGGACUGUGCUUUGACUAAUAACGGCGGAGCGAAGUCUAAUGCUAACUUAAUAUGACAUGUAAGCUAUAGGAGGGGGGGGGGGGUUACGUGGCACCUGUGCAUUUGUUUUCAUACAUACACAUGUGUGUGUGUGUGUUUGUGUGUGUGUAAACCCAUGGCCUCAUUAUUGAGUAUAGCAGGAAUAUAUGCACAUGCCAUAAUCAACCCUCGGUGGUCGUACAAUCAGAAAUCCUUUUGAAGAACCACUUUGCUGCUUUUUAAAACAAGAUGUUUUUGAUCCCUCCCUCGUAUCGCAUAGCCGGUGUGGCGGCGCGGGUCGCUUGUCACGCGUCUCACAGCUCUGUAAUUGGAUUGUCGUCCCCGGGUUCCCGCUCUCCCAAGAGUUCUUCAGGCAUCAGCCACUUCUGGUUUGGAGAAACACGGCCGCAGCUGAAGGGCACUCCUGUGUUUCUCCCUCCCCGGCUAUAACACGGUGGUUAUGAUUGUGAUUGCGUAACCCUCGGUACACUAGAUAGCAGUGUUUUUGUUUGUUUUUUAACCUUUUUUGAGCCGCGACACAUUUGUUAAUAAAAAUAAAAAAAUCGAAUCAAGUUACAAAAUGUCAUUGUUUUUUUAAUACAUCAGUCAAAAACCUGUGCUGACAAUUUAAGUCUCUUAAAUCGGUUGAUGCUUACUAAAAUUGGCCUGUUUGGAUGAACACACAGCUCUUCUUCCACAGCUCUCUCUCUCUCUGUUUUUAGUGCAGCAGCCAUGCUUGAAAAGCUCAUCUCACAAAGAUAUGUUGUGGAUAAUCGGGGCAAUGUUGAAAUUGCUCUCGUUUGCAAGAAUGGGGGAACUCCUUGGCAACGGUCAACCAAAAACGGUCCGAAGGUCUCCAACUUCUCCUCGAGAGCUUUUAAGUGUGCAGCUGGCAUCUCACACAGCGCAGCAGUGUUGACGUCUCCUUUCUGAGGGGCAACAUGUCGAGACGGCCACUCUCAACAUGAUGUUGGAGCUGCUCUUUCGAGCGGAAUCCAUUAUAUAUGUUGUCAAUGCUUGUGAGCAGCUUUUCACUUUGAGUCCGUGUGUCAGGAGGUGUCACGGAUGUCGCAACGAGCGAGGACCCAAAUGCCGACAGAACUGCAAAAAACAACAUUUAAUUCAACAAACCAGACAGGACGACAAAACGCGGACUAAACGGUACGAAGCCACGCUGGGAACGAGACGAACAGGGUUUACAUACACAGGCAAGGUGAAGGUGAUUGGACACUGGGGAACGAGACACAGGUGGACACAAUGAGGGCGGGGCCAGCAAUCACACAGAAGGAAACAAUCAGGACCAGGGCAGACAAUCACAGGGAGAGCGACGACACAAGGACUUCAAAAUAAGACAAAAAACGAGACAGAAACUCCAGAUCCUAACACCGUCAUUCGGUGUGAAGGUAGAUUUGUGUCUUUAUGACGCAAACAAACAAAAAAGGUUUUUUUGAGAGCAAAUUUCUCAGUAAGUAAAUUAAUUGUUAGUGUUGCUGAUGAAACUAUAAUGUGUGGCUGCAAAUCCAAAAUAUUUGCUCUCAAAUUAACACCUUCGCUCACAAAACGAAAAUCUACGAGUUGAGUUUGGACGUAGUGGGCGGGGCUUACGCAGCCGAACGAGCGAGGAGAUUCUAUUGGUGAGUUUGGCUUAAUGCUGAUGCAUGUAACGUGGGCUAACAUGACGCUGCAAGUCACUGUCAACACAGCAGCCCUCAGUGUCAUUUUUCGAGAGCAAAUGUUUUUUUAUUUUGAGAACAAAGAUUUUUGAUUUGCAGCAACAAAUUCGAGUUUCAUUCGCAAAUCUAACAAUUUAUUUACUUACAAACAAAAAAUUUGCUCUCAAAACCUUUUUUUGGAGUAGUUUGCGUAAUAAAGAUACAAAUCUACCUUCAUAAUCCAGGUGCUAAAAUAUAGCCGCUCACUUGCGAGCGGCAUUGCAUCAGCGCAGCUCUCAUUGGUUAAAAACCCUUUGAGGCUCCUCCCACAGCUCACACACAUACCAUCGGACUCCUGUGUGGAUCAAAGCGGCUUUAUGUACUUUUUUUAUUCUACUAUCUUAAAUGUACAAGGUAUUUAUCGCGCCACCUACUGGCACGGAAGACUAUUUAAUUACUGAGCCGGCCACUGUACUGCAGGCGCUCAACAACGGCAAAUUAUUUGCGGCAAUGAAAUAAUAUUGUUUUUGACGCCUGACGAUCUCUCACGGCGCAGCGUUUAAAAAUCAUUGCUCUAAAGCAUGCAACACCGACAUUUAUUAGCAUUUAUUGUCAAACUGAAAACACGUUGAAUGUAAAAUCACACCGACCAAUGGUUUAAGGUGCUUGUCUGAUGGGUUUGUAAAGACAAUGUGAGAUCAUCAAACUGUAGUUGGCAUUGUAUAUAUUUAAAGCCACAGGAAGUAAUUAACCCGUGCAUGCACUUAACACUUAACGUGGUUCAUAGAGUUAAAAAGUGUGUCUGUGUGUGAGAGAGAGGGUCUUGUAUUUGCCACAGUGCCUGAAAAGGUAACAAAAAGAGAGAAUGGAGAAAGUUCAGAAUCGAAACAUCAUCAUUUAGGCACUUGACAGAUAGCCAGUAUGCUCCCAGAAGUAGACGAGGUGUGUCCCAUGUUCUCUUUCGUUAAGGCCUUUUCUGCUGACUCAUCGGUCUGUAUAUAUGAAGGCAGCUGGAUCUUGAAAAAUACACUCCUAUGCCACUAAAUAGUUUUAUCUUAAUACAGUGACGCUUCAUUCUGGUCACAUGACAUCUAUUGUUCUGUCCAUCCUGGAGAGGGAUCCUCCUCUGUUGCUCUCCUGAAGGGUUCUUCACUUUUUUUCCCCUGUGAGAUGUUUAUUUUUUUCUAUUUUUUGGGAGUUUUUCGUGAUCCGAUGUGAGGUCAAAGGUCAGGGAUGUCGUACGUG
This is a messenger RNA of Pseudoliparis swirei, 4218 nucleotides long. It is a transcript of the gene gpr184, whose product is annotated as G protein-coupled receptor 184. The record is from RefSeq and is a predicted model, not a curated record. Gene Ontology annotation, molecular function: G protein-coupled receptor activity. Gene Ontology annotation, cellular component: membrane. The coding region runs from base 321 to 1358 and encodes 345 amino acids. Lineage: Eukaryota; Metazoa; Chordata; Actinopteri; Perciformes; Liparidae. Gene Ontology annotation, biological process: G1/S transition of mitotic cell cycle; negative regulation of G2/M transition of mitotic cell cycle; G protein-coupled receptor signaling pathway. The transcript is spliced from 2 exons.